CCCCACCAGUCUUCCGUAGAAAAGCUGCUGCUUUGUUGACAUUUUUCCCCCCCCUCUCAUCAGCUUACUGCCCACAAGUUAGCUGGUCAGUUUAUGAACAUCUUAGCACAAACAAACCCUCAGCAUGACAUUAUCCUGCCAACACUGCAGCCAGUCAGCUCGCAAAAACCAAAAACAGUUCACACAUUUUUAGACAAGCAGCAGCUCACGAUGGGGGUUAUUUUCUAACCCGCUGUCACUCGACAGAGAGCGGACGCUAGCUAGUUAGCUUGCUGCUUCAGUUAGCUAGCCUGCAGAGCAACCAUGGAGGGGAUUCUGUACAAAUGGACGAAUUACAUGACAGGCUGGCAGCCACGCUGGUUCGUCUUAGAGAAUGGAGUCCUGUCUUACUAUGACUGCGAGGACGACGUUGGUAAAGGAAGCAAAGGAUCCAUCAAGAUGUCCGUGUGUGACAUUAAAGUUCAUCCGACAGAUCCAACGCGCCUGGAGUUGAUAAUCCCCGGCGAGCAGCAUUUCUACGUCCGAGCUGUGAACUCUGCAGAGAGACAGAGGUGGCUGGUGGCUUUAGGCUCGUCCAAGGCUGGAACACUGGACAGUCACAAACACAAAGGUCCAGACUGUCUGAAGACAAAGAUGUCUGAACUACGUCUGUACUGCGACCUCCUUGUCCAGCAGGUCCAAACGAUCCAAUCACAGCACACGGCCGACACAGAGGAAACGCCCACCUCUGAGGCCUCUCUCCUCAGUGCAACCUGUGCAACUUUCAUUAAGACUUUGGAGGAGUGUAUGACCCUCGCCAACCAGAGUUUGACCCCUGACCUCCGGCCUCCUGAAAGGACAAAGAGGUCAAUCAGUCACCCUGGAACAUACAGCUUUGAUAGGUCAAGUGUUCCUAAGGAGUACUUGAGUGGAGGUCAAAGGUCAACUCAGCGCAGGAACCGGACGUGCUCCGACAGCUCCGUUUAUGACACUGAGCGGUGGGAGAUGUCGGCCACAAUCUUUCCUGCCCGCCUCAGGGUCCUGGAGGCAUUGCAGAUUGCAGCCAAUCACCUUCUUCACAGAGCGAAUGAUACGCUGCAGUCUGCCCUUGGCGUUGGCAGCAGCGUACCAGAUGGUGAUGGAGCAGGUAUGCUGCCCAGUGUCAACGGUGACUCAUCUUCCAUUCCUGAAGAGAGAGGAGGCAGCGUGAGCCCAAAGACCACACUUACUGACACAGACACAGACCUGUCCAUCUGAAGACCUGACGUCCAUCACAACCCUGCUGGACUCUGGGAGGACCAAUUGACAGACAUUUGAUCUCCUCUAGGAUUGUCCUCCUCGUACUUUUUCUCUGACGUCAGCUGGUUGCCAAACACAUGCACUUUGGAAUCAUAAUGAAUCGUUUUCCUGAAGGCUGUCUUGGGUCAGUGCAGUGUCAGGGCAGCUUGUCAGUUGCACAGUACACACUGGAGAGCCAGAAAAGAGAGCAGGAAAGAGCUGGACUUGAGACAAAGGGAGGAAAAGGUAACCACAUUCACACUAUGGACACACUCGUGGAGAUGAUGGUAGCCUUGGCGUUUGGACUUCCUGAUACAAAUCUGUGAACAAAGUGAAUGAAAAUGGCAGUUACUGUUAAAGAUGUGAACUUUCCGAGUGGCAACCAGAUUAGGACUGUGAUGUUGUAGUAGGCAGCUCCCCGGCACGCUAUCAAUAAGAUAAUAACUGGAUUGAUCGUUCACUGCUUUAAAGCAUCUUCUCGUAUAAUAUUUUCUGCUUUUUCCACAUACUCAAGAACUUGCCUAACUUUUUCUUUCCUUGGAAACUUGCCAAGCAUCUUCUACAUUCUUCUUCCAGGCCAGUUGUCUCUAUCCCUCUUCCCGUCAGCUUCUCAUCUUUGAUGUUGUCAGUAGUGACGUAGCGGAGGAUGAAACCAGACUGAUAGAACGGCGUUUCUGAAGGUUCCUGAAGCCGCUUAUCUCUGCCACAGUAUACUCACAGAGAUCUGAGGCUCUUCAGAGGCCUUUUUUUUUUUUUUUUUUCACAAAUCUAAUAUAUUAAAUGUGCCAUCAUUAGAGCUGGGCAAUAUAUCGAAAUCGAUAUAUGAGGCUAGAUAUCGUCUUAAAUUUUGGA
Molecule: messenger RNA, 2109 nt
Organism: Sander lucioperca (pikeperch)
Lineage: Eukaryota; Metazoa; Chordata; Actinopteri; Perciformes; Percidae
Gene: plekha3
Product: pleckstrin homology domain containing, family A (phosphoinositide binding specific) member 3
Exons: 9
Coding region: 304-1236 (310 amino acids)
Biological process (GO): receptor recycling; endosome organization; retrograde transport, endosome to Golgi
Cellular component (GO): trans-Golgi network; recycling endosome; early endosome
Source: RefSeq, a predicted model, not a curated record